UCCUCAGUUUUGCCUCUCAGUGGAAAAGCUGCUUCUUGCUUCACCUAGUUAUAAAAUACAAGAAUUUCAGCAUCAAAGGGCUUCUUGCUAUAGAUUGUAGUGAUUUGGGAAACUACAGCUGCCGGAAUUCUUUGGGUCCUAGUAUGCUAGGCACCCCAAGACAAAUUCUCAGCUGUUCUAAGUACUUGCAGAGAUUUUGUUCGUCUGAAAGUUAUUCAGUUCUCAAUUCAGCUGGUCUUCAGCACUGGUUCAAGAAUUGGCAAGGACUCAGAAGACAGAAACUGACAGCAAGCUCUUUUGCUGCGGCUAUGGGUUUUUCGAACUACCGAAGAGUGGGGCUUUGGUUAGAGAAAAUUGGAGCAGUUGAGCCCUUUUCCGGUAACCUGGCUACCUGUUGGAAUAAUAUUAAAGAAGAGGAAGCACUUGAAAGAUACAAGUUGAUCACAGGAAAUUCAGUCUCAUUUCCCGAAUUUCAGGUCUAUGGAAAUGUAAAUCCAGGAGAUGACUGGCUAGCAGCUUCACCAGAUGGGGUGGUUGAUCAAAUGGUGUAUGGAUUGCCUCUACGAGGAGUGCUGGAGAUUAAAUGCCCAUUUUUUGAUGGGGAUAUGAGCAAGGCUUUCCCUUGGACCCGAGUCCCUCUUUACUGUAUUCCACAGGCUCAAGGUUUAAUUGAAAUAGUUGAUAGGGAGUGGAUGGAUUUAUAUGUUUGGACUCCUAAUGGAAGUAGCCUAUUCAGGUUAUACCGGGAUGCAGCAUACUGGGACAUGAUGAAGUAUGCUCUCUCAGAUUUUUGGUGGAAUCAUGUUCAGCCAGCAAGGGAGUUGUACAGUAAAUCUCAUGCUAUGAAUCCCCUCAUUGAAUCUUAUAGGCCAAAACCCAAGCCUGAACAUUGGAAAUAUAUAAUUUAUGAAAGUAAGCGCAUUGUUGAAAGCUCAGAUUUAUUGUGGCGUGAAAUUCAUGGCAAGCUACAAAACUGAUCCAUCCAUGAUCUUUUGGUGUCCAUGAGUUUUGAAGCACAUAUAUCCCUUCUGAAACUGAGGCAUGAAGUUCAUUUUUGGUUCACACUUUAUAAGACUUAAGAGUCCAUGUCAAGUAGCUGGCAUAUUGGUCCUAUGAUUGAGGUCAAUUAUUUUCAUCACUACACUCAUAACUCUUCCUAAAUGAUGAAGGAGAAAUACGCAGUACCACAGGAUAUGGAAUUAUCAAAUUGCAAUCUUGAUGAUGAGAGUGACCACAUCUUUGUAUUAAGAAGGAAUUGGCACAUUACAGUCAUGAAAGCAAAAUUUAUGAGGAUAAACUCAUUCCUCAGUAUAGUCGUAACUAUAGGCCAGAACAUUGUUGUUGAUUCUUACUCUGGAGAAGUUUGAACAGGUUAGUUUUGUUUGUACUUUUUGGUUCAUUGAAAAUUUUACAUUUUAAGCAACCAUCAUACCAACUAAACAUAGUCAAACCUCUCAAGGGAGAAAGAUGAGUUAAGUCAUGCAUCUAUACCUUGAAACACAAUACUAGUAGGUUUCUCAGUACUCAGGUCUUUGCAGCA
Messenger RNA from Fragaria vesca subsp. vesca, 1540 nucleotides. RefSeq lists its product as uncharacterized. Lineage: Eukaryota; Viridiplantae; Streptophyta; Magnoliopsida; Rosales; Rosaceae. The transcript is spliced from 2 exons. The coding region runs from base 144 to 977 and encodes 277 amino acids. The record is from RefSeq and is a predicted model, not a curated record.